AUCAUGUCAACCGUCGAUCUCACUCCACUUCUGAUUCUUCUUCAUCUUUCUUACUUAAUCGUUUUACGUUGCUCUCGAAGUGAAGGAGUACCCCUGCUACACUUGAGGCGGAAGUUCAGGCAGUGAUCGGAAACCUUGGCAAUGAUUACACCAAUAGCAGUAGCAUUUGCAGUGUGUCUUCUUGGAUGGGUUUAUCAAGCACUGAAACCUUCACCUCCAAAGAUAUGUGGAUCAGAAAAUGGCCCUCCAGUGACUUCACCUAGAAUAAAGCUUAAUGAUGGGAGGCAUUUGGCCUACAGAGAAUUUGGAGUUCCCAAGGAAGAGGCACAAUACAAAAUCAUUAUGUGUCAUGGCUACAAUAGCUCCAAAGAUAUGUUCUUACCUGCCUCCCAAGAAUUUAUAGAUGAGCUCAAGAUAUGUAUAGUGUUAUAUGACAGAGCUGGUUAUGGAGAGAGUGACCCAUAUCCAGCACGUUCGGUGAAGUCUGAAGCAUUUGACAUUCAAGAAUUAGCUGACAAAUUGCACCUUGGCACAAAAUUUUAUGUAAUUGGAUGUUCAAUGGGAGCAUGCGGUAUUUGGAGCUGUCUAAAAUUCAUUCCACACAGACUUUUAGGAGCUUCCCUAGUGGUUCCUUUUGGGAAUUUCUGGUGGCCUUCAGUUCCUUCUGCUUUAUCACUACGGGCUUUUAGGAAGCUUCCUCGAUCUUACCAACAAACAUUUCAGAUUGCACAUUACACACCUUGGUUAUACCACUGGUGGAAGACACAGAAAUGGUCCCCUACCUUGGGGGUUGAUGGCAUGUUCUGUGAUUCAGAUGCAGAGAUAUUAAAGAGACUGUCCGGAGGCUUAAACCAUAACCCGGAAAAAGUGACGCAACAAGGUGAAGAUGAAUCACUUAACCGAGACAUACUGACUAUAUUGGGAGAGAAAUGGGAGUUUGAUCCCAUCACCGAUGUGAGCAAUCCAUUCCCUGACAACAGUGGCUCUGUUCAUCUUUGGCAAGGUUAUGAAGACCGUGUCGUUGCUUAUGAGUUUAAUCGUUUUAUAGCAGAGAAACUUCCAUGGAUUCAGUAUCAUGAAGUUCCUGACGGUGGCCAUCUAAUGAUUCAUGAUGCUGAAAAAUUUGAGGCUAUAAUAAGGGCACUUUUGGCCAGAUAAGUUCAUCCUUAUCGGGUGAGGCUGCCAUUGUGUAAUGUACUGUUGUAUUGUAUUAGUUUCAUUAUAUCCACGAAAAAUUUCCAUUCAGUAGUGGGAACGAACUGAUCCUUCUGGCUGAAUGGCAAUUCAUUUUGCUGCUGCUGCUUGUGUUAUGUAGCUGGACUCAGCUUAGAACAGCUUUGUUAAGGUGAUAGAUCAUAUCCAAAAUCAAAUCUAUAGCUUUUAUUUAUGUUGUUUAGCAAUAAUUGACUUCUAUUUCAAUUGAUUGAA
Benincasa hispida (wax gourd) is the source of this 1428-nucleotide messenger RNA. RefSeq lists its product as uncharacterized. The record is from RefSeq and is a predicted model, not a curated record. Lineage: Eukaryota; Viridiplantae; Streptophyta; Magnoliopsida; Cucurbitales; Cucurbitaceae.